This is a messenger RNA of Scophthalmus maximus (turbot), 4530 nucleotides long. RefSeq names its product CD109 antigen-like. The record is from RefSeq and is a predicted model, not a curated record. Bases 72 to 4253 code for a protein of 1393 amino acids. Lineage: Eukaryota; Metazoa; Chordata; Actinopteri; Pleuronectiformes; Scophthalmidae. Gene Ontology annotation, molecular function: endopeptidase inhibitor activity. The transcript is spliced from 32 exons. Gene Ontology annotation, cellular component: extracellular region.
AGAUGAGCUUGUUGUCCCGUCGGUUGUCCUGACCGAAAGUCAGAGGUGCGACGGAGCUGGGGAUCAGAAGCAUGGACGGGAUGUGGACCCUGGUUGUGUUUUUUGCUGCGGCUGUUUCGACUCAGGACCCGGCCGGGACACUGUUCCUGAUCUCGGGCCCAGAGGUGCUGCAUGCCGGGACACCCACUUCGCUCGCUGUCACCGUGUUUGCCGACUUCCCCGGCAGGGUGACGGCUGAACUGGCACUUGGCGACACCAGUAGAGCGGUCCGAACGGAGGACUUCCAAGGAGGUGUGACCCGGGUCCUCACGCUCCCACCUAUCCCCGGCGCUGUGACCCGGGAUUCCCUCUUAAACUUGACGGUCAGAGGCUACAGGGGCGACAGUGUCAUCUUCGCCAACGCCACCACCGUCCGCUUCGACCUCAGGAACGUCUCCACCUUCGUCCACACGGACAGAUCGCGCUACGAGCCGGGCGACACCAUCAGAGUCAGAGCCGUGUUUGUCCAGUUAGAUAACCGCCCGUACAAAGGCAGAGUGGAUAUCGCUGUGCGGGAUCCCAGUGGGAGUGUUGUGGACAGGUGGGAGUCCACCGGGAACCUGGGGAUUGUGUUGCAGGAAUUCACCUUAUCCCAGACAGCUCCUCUGGGACAGUGGGCGAUCACGACGACAACAGUGGACGGUGUGACUGAUGAGAGAAAAUUCACCGUGGAGCAUCAUGAGCGCCCUCGUUUCGAAGUCCUGGUCAAGACACCUCCGCGGGUCCUUGUUGGAGAUGACAUCUCCGGAUCGGUCAGAGCGCUUUACCCCAGUGGACAACCUGUGCAGGGCACACUAGCCGUCUCCGUCUCUCUGGCACCUGACAUGGCGGACGCCGCCUCUGCGGACGAGCUAACGCAAACCAAAGAGAUCUAUGGGUCAGCGCGGUUUUCCUUCGGCGGCGAUCAGCUCAAAGCCCUGCGCACCUCGCCGGGAAUCGGCAGCGACAGCCGUGUGCACGUGGCUGUUUCUGUCACCGGCAACUUCAGCGGGUUUGAAGUGAACAAAACGGUUGAAGUCCACCUCAUGCAGAACACAUACCAGCUCUCGUUCCACGAGGUCCCGGCCUCACUCAGACCGUCCUUACACUUCUCCACAAAACUCAGGAUCUCUAGAUACGACAGAAAGCCCCUGAGCUCCCAGGAGCGGAUGCACUCGGCUGUGGUCGAGGUCGCUCAGCGGAGGCCCUCGGCGAACACGGAGCCAGCGACUCUGGCGCUCCCCGUGCCCGAGGACGGGGACGUCCGCAUCGAGCUUGAACUACAAGAUCAAGUGGAGAUGCUUUUUCUGCGGGCCAGAUUCCAGUCCAGUGAGGAGACUCUGACGGUCUACAACAACCACAUCUCUCCUAGUAGCUCAUAUAUUCAGAUCUCCCCAGUCACUGCCUUGCCUGCACAGAUUGGAUCUCCCCUUCAAAUAGAUGUGGAGAGCACCUUUGAACCAACCGCGCUUCACUUUGUGGUGAGCUCCAGGGGUCAGGUGCUGGCCGCUGGAACCAAGACUUCCGUCUCUUUCUCUCUGACCCCGGCGCUGUCCUGGUCUCCAGAGGCCUGGGUCACCGUCUACUGCGUCCUCUCCAGUGGAGAGGUCACCAGUGACACGGCGCGCAUACCCAUCAACCAGCACAACCAUGUGUCUCUCAACUGGAGCAGCGAGGAGGCCCGGCCGGGUGAGGAGGUAUCGCUCGCCCUGACGGCGCUUGAACCCAGGUCCCAGGUCGGAAUUGUGGUGAUGGGGAUGCAAGAUGACAACACUCCAGAGGAGGACCAGGACUUCAAAGUGACGCCGGAUUGCCAUAUUUGGAUGCUGACCAAAACCACACUGUAUAAGCGAAAGCAGUCCGAUGGACCUCAAAAUGGCGAUGUCCUGUUGGUGGAGAAGCACUGGAGUCGCUGGAUGGAAGCCACAGAAUCCUUGCUUUGGUUGGACACUGACGUUAGUGAUAACACAUGGACGAGUGGGAAAAUACCAGUUCCAGAUGGUUUAACUGCUUUGGGAGCUGUAGCACUGGUGAUGUCAGACAAUCUGGGUUUGGGCUUCAUUCCUGCGCCAAUAAAGCUGAGUGUGUCCAAAGACUUCUCCUUGUCUCUCAACGUCCCGUCGUACCUCGUCAGGGGGGAGGAGAUUGUGCUGGAGGUCAACGUCAUCAGCCAUUCAGAGCAGGACUUGGAGGUCAUCGUGCUGCUCGCAGAGAGUAAGGACUUUGAGUUUGUCCUGGGAGACAGAAGGGACGUCUUGGUGGUUAAUGCCAUAAAACUCAACUUGGGGAGUCACGUCUCUGCCGCAGCCUGGUUCCCCAUCAGGCCCGUAGCUCUGGGCGAGGUUGAAAUAUCCGUGGACGCCGUAUGUGCUGAGGCAUCGGACAGGCUCGUUUGGAGAGUGCUUGUGAAGCCCGAGGGAGUUGAACAGUCCUACUCAGAGACUCUGUUCCUGGAGCUGGCACUGGAGGAGGACAACAAUUCCAUAUCCAUCUCCUUCCCCUUUCCUCCAGAUGUGGUACAGGGCAGCCACGGGGCCCAUGUGGCACUGGUUGGCGAUAUCCUGGCCUUGUCCUUCAGCAACUUGGACUCGCUGGUCCAGCUGCCUCUGGGCUGUGGGGAGCAGAACAUGAUCCACUUUGCUCCCAGCGUUUACGUCCUCCAGUACCUGGACACGACGAUGCUGGACGAUGAGGAGAUUAGAAAAAGGGCCCUGGGCAAUAUGAUGGAAGGAUAUCAGCGACAGCUGUCCUACCAACGAGACGACGGAUCCUUCAGUGCUUUCGGAGCCAGCGACGCCUCUGGGAGCACAUGGCUGACGGCCUUCGUGCUGCGCUGCUUCCUCCAGGCUCAGGCCUACAUGCGGAUAGACCACAGUGUCCUGACCAGCGCCAUGACUUGGCUCCUGAAACUCCAGGGGCCUCGGGGAGAGUUCAGCGAGGUGGGCCAGUUGAUCCACACAGAGAUGCGGGGAGGACUGGACAAUGGGCCGGUGGCGCUCACCGCGUACGUGCUGCUGGCGCUGCUGGAGGACGAGACCUAUGCGGCAAUGUACCCGGGCAAUGUGUCCCUGGCCACGAGCUACCUGGAGAACAAAGUGUCCAGCGAGGUGGUCAGUAACUACAGCCUGUGUCUAGCGGUGUAUGCUUUGGCCCUGGCCAACAGUCCUGUGGCCGACACUGCCCUGUCUGAGCUCACCAGGAGAGCUGACCACACGGACGGAGUUAUGAUGUGGACACCCUCUGCUGGCCUGAAUUCGCACGAGUGGCAGCCGCACUCGGCGCAGAUCGAGAUGGCGUCCUACGUACUGCUGGCUCUCUUCAGGCGCGCCAGCCUCGUCGAGGGCAUCUCCCUCCUGAAGUGGUUGGCGAAGCAGAGAAACGCCCUCGGAGGCUAUGGGACAACACAGGACACCGUGGUUGCCUUCCAAGCUCUGUCACGCUAUGCGUCAUUCGGCGGUGCCAACUCCAUCGACCUCACGCUUAAUAUAUCCGCCCCAGCAUCUUCGUUUCAGUCCCUGUUCAGUAUCAACUCUGCGAACUAUCGGAUGUAUCAAAGCAAAGAGAUUAACGCCGACAAAGAUCUGCACCUGAACAUAUACAUGGAAGGAAGAGGAUUUGCCCUACUUCAGAUGAAUAUCUUCUACAACGUGAAGGGCACAGCGUUGACACAGAGCCUCCAGCACAACUCAGACAAGGAGGCUUUCUCGUUAGAUGUUGACGUGGUCGAAGGAGACCACGAUCACAUGCUGCUGUCCAUAUGCAUGAGAUUAAAGGACAGUCAGCUGAUAUCUCAUACUGGUAUGGUCAUCCUGGAUGUGGGCAUGCUCAGUGGUUUCAGGCUGUCUCCUGGAGCUGCUGCCCCAACAGGCCUCAUCAGGAGAGUGGAGAAACUGCCCGAGAAGACCAUCCUGUAUCUGGAUUCGCUCAACAAGACUGAGGUUUGCGUCAGACUCCCUGUCAUCAGAGCGUACAAAGUGGCCCACGUGGAGGAAGCUUUGGUGCAGUGUUACGACUACUACGAGCCCAAUAGAAGAGCAGUAAGGACGUACAAGUCAUCUUUUCUUCACAACGUUGACCCCUGCUUCUUCUGUGGCUCACAAUGUGACCUCUGUAGGCCCGGAAUCACCAUCACAGUCUCCUCCCCACUGGUUUCUCAUUCGCCAAACGGCGCCACCCACAGCUUGUUGCUGAGUUGCAUUUUUCCCGGGGUCACUGCUUUUCUUUUUUAUUUUUAGUCUUACAUUAUAGAUUUGUAUUUUUUUAAGUAAAAACAUUAAAGUAAUGAACAUAGAUUGAGAGACAUUUAGCACAUUAUUGAUAUGCACUGGCUCUGGAAACUUUUAUACAAAAGUGACUAUUUCUUGACAAAUGAUUGUAACAUUGAGAGACUCCUGUCCUUUGCUUCAAGCAUAGUCACCUUCUACUAUUUACAGAUUGUAUAAUUUUGUAUUGCUUUUGAACUGAAUAAUGAGAAAUUACUGUCUUUAAAAACUUACCAAUGAAUUUCACUAA